AUGAUUAUCGGAGGUGUAGAUGUUGCAAAAACCACCAUUGUGGCUUCAAAGAAAAUGAAGGUGUUGCUGACUAGAGAGAAGAGAUCGAGGGAUUACUUGCGGAGUGAGGUGAUCACUUUCAAUCGUGAAGAUGCAGAGAAUAUUGCCCAUCCGCACAAUUUUGCGUUGGUAAUUUCUGUUAACAUUAACAAGUUUCUUGUUAAAUGUAUUUUGAUUGAUCCAAGUAGCUCGGCCAAUAUAAUCCAAUGGAAGGUAUUAGAGCAAAUGUCUUUACUCGAUCAAAUUGUUCCGGCAGUUCGAGUUCUGAAUGGUUUCAACAUGGCGAGUGAAAUGACAAAAGGGGAAAUCAUCCUGCCAGUUGAUGCGGUCGGAAAGGUGCGGAUAAAGAAGUUCCAUGUCAUAGACGGAGUAAUGAGAUAUAACGCUUUAUUUGGUAGACCAUGGAUACAUGAUAUGGAGGUUGUGCCAUCAACACUGCACAUGACGCUGAAGUUUCCUACUCCGGAAGGGAUUAAGGAAAUUGGGGUGGAUCAACCAGCGGCUGAGGAAAUGUUUGCAAUUGAGGGAACAUUGGGGAAAAAAAGCUAA
Lycium barbarum (goji berry) is the source of this 588-nucleotide messenger RNA. RefSeq lists its product as uncharacterized. The record is from RefSeq and is a predicted model, not a curated record. Lineage: Eukaryota; Viridiplantae; Streptophyta; Magnoliopsida; Solanales; Solanaceae. Bases 1 to 588 code for a protein of 195 amino acids. The transcript has a single exon.